Messenger RNA from Monopterus albus (swamp eel), 1840 nucleotides. Its product is annotated as CMRF35-like molecule 1. Gene Ontology annotation, molecular function: transmembrane signaling receptor activity. The record is from RefSeq and is a predicted model, not a curated record. Gene Ontology annotation, cellular component: plasma membrane. The transcript is spliced from 4 exons. The coding region runs from base 48 to 638 and encodes 196 amino acids. Lineage: Eukaryota; Metazoa; Chordata; Actinopteri; Synbranchiformes; Synbranchidae.
GGCUCUAAACAUUGCACUUUGCUUCUGCUCUUCUCUCUAUUCCCAUCAUGAGAACACCAUUCUUCCUUAAUGCCACGGUUCUUUGUCUCUUCUGGCUAACAAAGCAUAGAGUGGAUCCAUUUCAGCUGUCAGCUCCGAAGGUGGUAACUGCUGCAUAUGGAGGAUCUGUGACCGUCUCUUGUCAGUACAACAAUCGGUACAGAGAAAACAAAAAGUACUGGUGCAAAGGACAAAUAUAUGAACUGUGUCGCAUAGUGGUGAAAACACCCAUGAAACAAUCUAGUGACAGAAGCUCCAUUAUUGAUGAUAAGGAAGCAGGAGUCUUCACCAUUACUAUGACUUCAAUUGGAGAAAGUGAUCAGGAUAUGUACUGGUGUGUCAUCGCCACAUCUGGAAGGAAUAUCCACACUGGCAUCAAGAUCCUCGUCUCCCAUACAGUGGUAACUCCUCCUACCACCACACAAGUCACAAUGGAACAUGAUAAAAUAAGUUGGUGGGUGACUCUACGUUGGAUCCUCUUUGUUUUAAUGUUGUGUUGUUUGGUAGGGACACAUAUUGCUGUGUGGAGGACAAAAGCUGCAAAGACAGUAUCACCGCAGCAACAGCUUUGUCAUAAAAAUGCAGGGAUCUAUAAAUGAAAGUCAGGCAACACUAAUUGUAAAUUAUGGAUUCAUUAUCAACAUGUUCAUACUGAGGCUACAAAACAAUUCCUCCAAUGGACACGGAACCAAACUGAAAAUAAGUGAAAAAGUCACUGUUAGACUGUUUUUUUUCAGUAUUUAAUGAUCCUAAUAGUAGUAAAUGGUCCUGGCACUGAAAUGAAUGAAACCUCAUUUAUUUCACUGCCAGGACCUACUAUGACUUUAGGACCAACUUUUGAAUAUCCAAUCACCUUAAAAUUAGCACCUCUGGAGAACUGAGGCUAUGGCCAGUCAUAUAGUUUGGUAUUCUGUUUGCAUUUAACAUCAGUUUCUCAGGGUUUUAGAAAAUCUGUCAAUGUUGUACUCGAACAAGCCAAAAAUCAUGCAGAAAAAAUAUUCAUGCAAAACACCUAUUUUGGUUAAUCUAAGGACAGUUUCCUCACAUUAAUAUCGUUUUACACACACUCACUUCCCUAGAAAGUCUUAUGAGAUAUAAGAUGGAAUGUUUCUGUUUAAGGUAAUUUAUGUAGACUGGUGGCUUUCAGUUGGAAGGUAAAUUAUGUUUAAAUUCUCCAGAAAAUAUUAGAUAUUCUCUAAGGGAGGCCGUGAUGAUUUGUGGUCCUUCACCAGCUGAUUUCAUUACUGUGCUGAUUGCAGCUGCAAGAUGUUAGACAGUUAUGUCUGUUGGACAUUGCAUUCAGAGAUUUGAAAGCUCCACUAUAUAGGACAGUAUAUAUUACCACUUUAUUAGACACACUCAUUAAUGCAAUAAGUGUACUUUUAAUCUUAUUUUUGUGAAGCAUAUAAUAUUAAGUUGAUAUAAUCUGAUAAGUACUGAAAUAUUUAGUCUGCUGUGGUGCUGUAUUAGCCUAUAGGUUGUUUUUGAUAUUCAUAUAUGUAAAUAGGAGUGGACUAACCAUUAGAAAUAACUCUGAGACCUUUAUCCCCCCAGCAGACUCGUGACUUGUCAUAGCAGGAAAAGCACAGGAGUUACUCAUAACAUUAACAGUCGCUCUGUUCUAUUCAAGUGUCCCAGUGAGCCAUGUGACACCAGGCUCUAAAAGUGAAACAGCUAAAUGGAAUUUAGCCAAUAUUGUUAUUAAGCCUAAUAAAAUGAUUUACACCUGUGUUUUUCAUACUGUCACACAUAUAAUGUGUAUACUAGGACUAUACCUCAAGGCCAAAACAAUACAAAACUA